Molecule: messenger RNA, 1047 nt
Organism: Trichoderma harzianum CBS 226.95
Lineage: Eukaryota; Fungi; Ascomycota; Sordariomycetes; Hypocreales; Hypocreaceae
Exons: 3
Coding region: 410-793 (127 amino acids)
Source: RefSeq, a predicted model, not a curated record
CGCAUCAGCACUGUGCUCUGUACUCAGUACUUGUUAUGGAAGCGUCCGCCAAGUCAACUUUACUGCCAAAUGCUGUGCGAGACGCGGCGUUUCAGAUGGCCAGGGCACGGCUGCGGCUUCUUCCUGAUGUACCAGGUACACGCACUUGGGUGCCCGAUAAGCCCUGGUUUGCCUUAUACUUUCAAGCUUCGAACCCUGUCUUUUGCCUGUGUUGCCGCCCCACGUCGCGCGAAGCCCAUCAUCCCCAACUUCUAGAAUCGCCUCUCACUCGUCCAGAUCUGCUACUACGUAUGCGUGGGGGGUGAUAUUGUCGAUGCUUGUGCGCUUUGCCGGAUUCCGCAUUCUCUCGCAUCGCCUCUUGUGAUUCUCUCUAUUUGGUUUUGAUAGCCUACGCGCGCCCACGGAAGCAAUGGAAAACAAGGCGCCCACGACUGCCGACAAGGAGGCAGCCAAGCAGUUGGCUGAGGAGGAGCAGGCCCUUAAUCUGAUGAUGCAGCGGCUCAAGCUCCUACACAUCAAGGAACGCAUGCUACGGGACACCAUCCCCACGAUGCUGGAGCCUCUGGUGCAGAAACAUCCAUCGCCAGAUGUCAUGUAUGCCGCCUUCAUGAAGGCUGUCAAUGACGCGCAGGCAAAGAUUACCGACUUCACAAACCUCAUGAGGGACGAGACCAGCACCGAGGCCUUUGCCCGCGCCAAAAAGAGCAGAGAGGAGAGACCGCUGGGCAUCACGCCUUGGAGGCACGGAGAUUACCCGGGCUGGUUUGAUUUGGAUAAGCCCUGGACGGCAUAAACGCCAUCAUGUUUCACAUUUGUACACGUCUUCUUUUUUUGUCUUUUUCAUGCAGGGAACGCUGGCGAAUCGGUUUAAUGGAGUAGAGGCGCUGCGGUGACCGUGUUCCUUUGCCAGCUCUCUAUACCCGGAUGAUGUUGCGUGGGUUGGUCUCUGGAACAGACAAGGUUGAUUUCGUUUAUUCAGGUAUGGGUACUUUAGUUGCUGGAUAUUUUAAUCACAAAGGCUUGAAUGUGAGCAGUGUUGGUCAUGAA